Aspergillus mulundensis is the source of this 750-nucleotide messenger RNA. RefSeq names its product triose-phosphate isomerase TPI1. Gene Ontology annotation, cellular component: cytosol. The transcript has 6 exons. Gene Ontology annotation, molecular function: triose-phosphate isomerase activity. Lineage: Eukaryota; Fungi; Ascomycota; Eurotiomycetes; Eurotiales; Aspergillaceae. Gene Ontology annotation, biological process: gluconeogenesis; glycolytic process; glycerol catabolic process. Bases 1 to 750 code for a protein of 249 amino acids. The record is from RefSeq and is a predicted model, not a curated record.
AUGCCUCGCACAUUCUUCGUUGGCGGCAACUUCAAGAUGAACGGUAAUGCCGAGAGCACUACCUCCAUCAUCAAGAACCUGAACUCUGCCGACCUUGACAAGUCCGCUGAGGUCGUCGUCUCCCCCCCUGCUCUCUACCUCCUCCAGGCCCGCGAAAUCGCCGACAAGAAGAUCGGUGUCGCCGCCCAGAACGUCUUCGACAAGCCCAACGGUGCUUUCACCGGUGAGAUCAGUGUUCAGCAGCUCCGCGAGGCCAGCAUCGACUGGACCAUCCUCGGACACAGCGAGCGCCGUGUCAUCCUCAAGGAGACUGACGAGUUCAUUGCCCGUAAGACCAAGGCCGCCAUUGAGGGUGGUCUGCAAGUGAUUUUCUGCAUCGGUGAGACGCUCGAGGAGCGUGAGGCCAACAAGACCAUUGAUGUCGUCACCCGUCAGCUCAACGCCGCUGCUAAGGAGCUCUCCAAGGAGCAGUGGUCCAAGGUUGUCAUUGCCUACGAGCCCGUCUGGGCUAUCGGAACCGGUAAGGUCGCUACGACCGAGCAGGCCCAGGAAGUCCACGCUGCCAUUCGCAAGUGGCUGAAGGAUGCCAUCUCCGCUGAGGCCGCCGAGAACACCCGAAUCAUUUACGGUGGCUCGGUCAGCGAGAAGAACUGCAAGGACCUCGCCAAGGAGGCUGAUAUCGAUGGCUUCCUUGUCGGUGGUGCCAGUCUCAAACCCGCCUUCGUUGACAUUGUCAACGCCCGUCUGUAA